CUGGCCCGGAUAGCGAGCUAGCCCCGAUGAUUUCAAGGGAUUGAAAAGAGCCAAAACUUCAAGGUUAAAAAUUACAAAUGUUUGCGAAGCACCACACGUCAUUCUGGUUGUAAUUCUCAAAUUAUGAUAAUGUUACCUGUUGACCUGGAGGAUGAUAUCGUGCCCAAAUAUCUGGAAGACGAGGACGAACAAGAUGGUCAGCAAUCGUCAAAAGGUUUGAAUGAAACAGAGGAGGAAAUGCCUCAAGAAACAGUUGAAGAAACAAAAGAACAAGACAGCAUCAGUUUACAUAGUACGCCUAGUUUACGAUUUGAACCUGUCGAAGAACACGAACCAGUUGUGCAGACGGAGAGGAUGCUGUUCAAUUCAUUGAUCAUUAAGUGUGUCGUUCAAUUGGAACUUAUCCAAAUGAUCGACAAUGUCGUCUUUUUCCCAAGCACCAGCAAGCGAGAAGAUGAAGAUACUAUGGCUGAAUUACAGUGUCUCAACACUCCUCGACGAACCGGUAAACGAAAACACGACGGAAUGUUUCCACAUCUUACAUCUAACCAACUGUUUUUGUUUUGCGAAGUGCUGGAGAACUCGUAUAAGUUUGCUAAAGGCUUCAAUUUUAACAGCAAGCUGAGGACGGCGCUUUGGAAAGCUGGUAAACGCUUCAUUAAUAUAUUGUACCAUUUGACACGAGCGACACAUUUUUGUACAAUUUCUAUUCGAAUUGGAAAUUAAUACACGAGUAAAAACAUCACAUUCAAAA
Messenger RNA from Xenia sp. Carnegie-2017, 754 nucleotides. RefSeq names its product brefeldin A-inhibited guanine nucleotide-exchange protein 1-like. Lineage: Eukaryota; Metazoa; Cnidaria; Anthozoa; Malacalcyonacea; Xeniidae. The transcript is spliced from 5 exons. Bases 124 to 726 code for a protein of 200 amino acids. The record is from RefSeq and is a predicted model, not a curated record.